AUGGCAAUGGCUCUUAACGCUGCUCUUUACAUCGCUAAGAUGACUUGGUUAGCUCUCGCUGGUUGGAUCACUUCUUGCUUAACUGUUGCUGAUGAAUUUGCUUCUUCUCUUCGUUCUGGUGAUAUUGGUCCCUUCCAUGUUGGUUGA
Messenger RNA from Lathyrus sativus (Indian pea), 147 nucleotides. Lineage: Eukaryota; Viridiplantae; Streptophyta; Magnoliopsida; Fabales; Fabaceae. The record is from the annotation of a GenBank genome assembly.